Molecule: messenger RNA, 2578 nt
Organism: Gadus chalcogrammus (walleye pollock)
Lineage: Eukaryota; Metazoa; Chordata; Actinopteri; Gadiformes; Gadidae
Gene: galr1b
Product: galanin receptor 1b
Exons: 4
Coding region: 585-1637 (350 amino acids)
Biological process (GO): G protein-coupled receptor signaling pathway
Cellular component (GO): membrane
Molecular function (GO): G protein-coupled receptor activity
Source: RefSeq, a predicted model, not a curated record
GAUGAACAAGAGAAAGCCAUUCUUCAGGUCCUUAAAGCUGAUAGGAAAAGCCAGCGCCUGGCACCAACAAGGCAGGAGAUGGAUGCUUUGGAACCAUUGAGCAAGACCCGCCACGGCCCUCCGAUCAAGUACAUAGACACACUGUCUGGGGAAGAUUACGUCAGCCAUAACUCACACCUGGGCUCCAUCUUCUCCAUUGCACUGUUGCGGCUCCAGCCAGAAGGCGACACAGGCCUGACACAGGACAUGGAGGGGGCCACCCUCCAGUGUUGUAUCCCAGCCGCUAUUGCCCCUUCAGAGAGGCCAUUCACCUGGUGACAAUAGUGUGACCUGCCACAGAUCUGCUUUGGAGCCAGUAUCAGUUUGCAGACUUGUUUUAUGGCUAACAACCUAGAUGGUUAGCAAGGAGGCUGGCUAAGUAAACCGAUAAGACUCUGGAAACGAAACCUAAACUCAACCAAGUCUGCGGAGAGACGACCUUCGUCGAAUGAGCCCCUAUAGCGAGAUCUCUACUCUCCAGGAGUGAGGCGCGCCUCCAGGGCACCACCAGCCCGAGACGGCAAGUUGGUGGUCGUGGGGCCGACAUGCUGCUGCCGGACAAUCGGACGGAGGUUUGGACCGACAUAUUGGGCUUCAACAGGACGGGUCUCGGUGCCGAGGAUGACCCGGGAGGUCCAGAGGCUGUAGCAGUUCCUGUGAUCUUCGGAGUUAUAUUUGUGCUUGGUGUUGUUGGGAACAGCUUGGUUAUGUUUGUCAUCGGCAAGAAUAAGUCCGGAAAGCGCUCUGGGAGCACCACCAACAUCUUCAUCCUGAACCUCAGCAUAGCAGACCUGUCCUUUCUGCUUCUUUGCGUCCCGUUUCAAGCAACUAUUUACUCUCUGCCUGAGUGGAUAUUCGGAGCGUUCCUAUGCAAAUUUGGACACUAUUUUGUCAUGGUUAGUAUGCUGGUGAGCAUUUUUACACUUGUGGCCAUGUCGGUGGACAGAUACAUCGCCGUGGUGCACUCCAAAAAGGCUCCGUGCAUUCGCAACCGGAGAAAUGCCCUGAUCGGAGUUGGUCUCAUUUGGGGAUUGUCCUUCAUCUUCGCCAUCCCAGUGGCACAUCACCAGAUCUUGACCAACCACCCCAACGCCCCUAACAGCACGUUUUGUUGGGAGGAGUGGAUCGGUGCAUCAAAACAAACAUAUAAAGUCACUAUUUUUGCGUUUGGUUAUCUGCUGCCUUUGGGGCUGAUCAUAUGCUGCUAUACAAAGGUAUUGUUUCAUCUACAUAAGAAGCUUAAGAAUAUGUCAAAAAAGUCUCAACGUUCAAAAAGAAAGACCGCCCAGACCGUACUGCUGGUGGUCACCGCCUUCACCAUCUGCUGGAUGCCCUACCACAUCAUCACAAUGUGGGUGGAGUUUGGCACAUUCCCCCUGACGGACGCUUCCUUCGUCUUCCGCAUCGCGGCCCACUGCCUCUCCUACGGGAACUCCUGCAUCAACCCCAUACUCUACGCCUUCUUGUCUGAAAACUUCCGCAAGGCAUGCCGCCAGGUUUUCAACUGCCAAUGCCUUCGUCCACCACCCCCUGUUGAGAAGGUGAAGCGCAGCCGCAUGGACACCUUCUCCACCACCCAUUCCGGCGCCAACAUAUGACUAGAGAGAGCAAUUUCCGGUUGGUGAAUUGUCCUUUCCGUGACACCUGGAAGGAGAAAGAAAUAAAGCAGAAACAAAGGGGAGGCAUGUGGCUCAGGAGGUAGAGCGGGCUGGCUGGUAAAGGGAAGGUUGUUAGUUCGAUCCCCGGGUGUCGAGGUGUCCCUGAGCAAGACGCCUCACCUCAAACUGCUCCCGACGAGCUGGCUGUCGCCUUGCAUCGUUGACACUAACAUGACUUAGGGAAUAUUGUGCGCUUUGUGUGGCCACUGUUUUAAAAAUGCUGUAUGAAUGCAGUCCAAAAAAUAAAGAAACACUGAAAAGGAAAACGUGGGCUCAGAUUAAAAUGAUACAAGGGUGUUGUGGCUAACUCUCAGUGCAGGGACAGAACUCUGAUACAAACAGAUCUGAUUGUUCAGCCUAUAGUGAAGCAAACACAAAGUACACUGACACAAAAGGGACUGCACAUUAUGUUUUCUAACUUUAAUAUGGGUUCAGCGUGAACAUUUAUGUGACAAAUGUGAAAAUCCAAAGGAAAGAACCUCAAUGGCAGAACUUGUGUAUUAGUGUUGAGAGACCUUCUUAAGAGAACGGAACAACGUUCAGCCCCAGUCUGCAUAGGCUGCUCAUGCUCCAUUCAUUAACAUCCACUAAACCGUGAGACCUGUUGCAAUGAGACAAACAAGGAAGAAGACCGGGACCCUAAACAGAAGAAGGCUAAGGCAAUUCAAUAGUGGAAGAGGAAAGAUAUCGGUGAGAAGUUAACUGUGCUCAUGCCUUAAGCUAUAUAUUGUAUAUAUUCUAUAUAGUGUGACUAAAUGUGAGGAAGCAGGUACAAUAUGUUGUAAAUAUUGUUUUUUGAAAUAUCGCUCAAGUAAAGAAAACCUGGUGAAGUUUGUGCUGAUUUUUUCUCCCACUUGAAUUUAAUCAAACACGUACCUCCC